Messenger RNA from Aegilops tauschii subsp. strangulata, 3033 nucleotides. Its product is annotated as cytochrome P450 704C1. The record is from RefSeq and is a predicted model, not a curated record. Gene Ontology annotation, molecular function: monooxygenase activity; heme binding; oxidoreductase activity, acting on paired donors, with incorporation or reduction of molecular oxygen. Lineage: Eukaryota; Viridiplantae; Streptophyta; Magnoliopsida; Poales; Poaceae.
AUCUCCACACGGCGCACUCUAGCACCACCAGCGCCGUUUCACAGGCCAUGGAUUCACCGCUGCCGUUGCUGCUCGCGCUGUCGUCGCUGCUCCUGAUCCUAGCCGGCCUGUACAUGACGCGCCUCGGCCUGCUCGGCAAGAGGCGCCGGAGCUACCCACCCGUGGCCGGCACCAUGCUCCACCAGCUGCUCAACUGGGGCCGCCUGCCGGAGUACAUGACGGAGCUCUCCCGCAGGUACCGCACCUUCCGCAUGCUCACCUUGACCUGCAGCUCCAUCCACACCGUCGACCCGGCCAACGUCGAGUACAUCCUCCGGACCAACUUCGCCAACUACGGCAAGGGGACCAUGACCCAUGAGGUGAUGGAGGACCUCCUCGGCGACGGGAUCUUCAACGUCGACGGCACCAAGUGGCGGCACCAACGGAAGGUCGCCAGCUUCGAGUUCAGCACCCGAAUGCUCCGCGACUACAGCAGUGGCGUGUUCCGCGACAUGGCUGUCCAGCUCGCGGGCAUCGUGGCUGCCGCCGCCUCCGCCGGGGAGAGGGUAGACAUGGAGAACCUGUUCAUGCGGUCAACGCUGGACUCGAUUUUCAAGAUUGGGUUCGGUGUCAACCUGGGCGCGCUGUCCCGGUCCAACUCGAACCAGGAGGGCGCGGCGUUCGCAAGGGCGUUCGACGACGCCAGCGAGCAGGUGCUGUACCGGUUCCUGGACCCACUAUGGAAGGCCAAGAGGCUCCUCAACAUCUUGUCGGAGGCGGCCAUGAAGCGGUCGGUGCGCACCAUCGAUGACUUCGUGUACGCCGUCAUCGAGAAGAAGAUCGAUCAGAUGGGCAGAGAAGGGCAAGAAUUCGCCAAGAAAGAGGACAUACUGUCGAGAUUCCUGCUAGAGAGAGAGAAAGACCCGGGUUGCUUCGACAACAAGUACCUGCGGGACAUCAUACUCAACUUCAUGAUCGCCGGUCGCGACACGACGGCGGGGACGCUGUCGUGGUUCCUCUACGUGCUCUGCAGAGACCAGCGCAUCCAGGACAAGAUCGCCAAGGAGGUGCGGGAGGCCACCACCGGCGACCGCCAGGACACGGGCGGCAUGCAGGAGUUCACGGCGUGCCUGACCGAAGACGCCAUCGGCAGCAUGCACUACCUCCACGCCGCGCUCACGGAGACCCUCCGGCUGUACCCGGCGGUGCCCACCGAUGUCAAGUAUUGCUUCUCGGAUGACACGUUGCCGGACGGGCACGCUGUGAGGAGAGGGGACAUGGUGAACUACCUGCCGUACGCGAUGGGCCAGAUGAAGUUCCUAUGGGGCGACGAUGCCGAGGAGUUCAGGCCGGAGAGGUGGCUCGACGACGACGGCGUGUUCGUCCCGGAGAGCCCCUACAAGUUCACCGCUUUCCAGGCGGGGCCUCGGAUCUGUUUAGGAAAGGAGUUCGCGUAUAGGCAGAUGAAGAUAUUUGCAGCCGCUCUUCUCUACCUCUUCAGGUUUGAGAUGUGGGAGCGCGAUUCCACGGUGGGGUACCGUCCAAUGCUCACGCUCAAAAUGGACGGCCCGCUCUAUGUUCGCGCGUCGCCCCGGCGAUCAACCGGGAACUAGCAUGUUUGUGCUGCUAUAAGAAGUCCUGUCUCAAAAGCGUUCACAUGUUCCUCUGUUUUGUUGUGUUGAGCUUUGAUAAUACUAGAUCAUUAAAGACGCGUGUUUGAUGUGCCCGUCCAUUUUGGCAGUAUAAUAUUAGUGAUGAUAAAGUCAUAUGCAAGAAUAGUUUUUUUAUCAUGCGAUAUAAUUAUGAUACCCAUGAAUCAUGUCUUUUUACAUGUGUUUUGGCAUCUGAUAUUCAUCCGAUGGUUUUGUACCUUUGUGCCUGUUUAUUUUUUACCCGAGCAUGUUCACUAUUGAUGGAGAAAAUAUAUGUUGAUUAAUAUUUUGUGUACGAAUAUGUUAUGUGGUAAUAAGGUUGGUAGGUUUUGAUUUUUUGUAUAAGAAGAAUAGCAAGGGUUCUAAAUCAUGCGAAGGACAGAAAGCAAGAUAGAGAGGCACGACAUAAGAUGGGCACUCAAAUACUUUACGGGUAAAUAACUAAAUAUAAGGGCUGUGCAGCAUAUCACGAUGGCGCGUUGCCACACACGUCUAUUUUGACAAUAAAAUGGUGAGUGUAAAAAAAAUUAACACUAAGAUGUGCUAAAACUUGAAGGAGCACUUCAAAUUACCAAGUGGGUAGAAGUUUCUCGGAGAAAACACGCCAGGCCCCCGCGUUGCUCCCGCAGAUACCAUGGAACAUAUGUUUUUCACUCGAAUGCGCAGUGGAUUCGCCCGCGAGGGAAUAUAGCAGUAUUGUGUCUAUUUUGUGUAGUGUUUUUCAGAGAACUCACACUAACUUUUCAGUUCUUGUGUAUUUAUAGAUAAAUUAGUCAAAUACUGAUAUUCAAAAUACUCAUCUUCAUCAUGUUACAGCGAUAGCAACAGUGGGAAAACACAAGACACGGGCGCGCUGAUCUGGUUCUAGCUCUCAUACUGAAUGGCAGUGUUAAAACAAGGAUGUGCUGAUCUGUUUCUGAUUCAACUAUUAUGACCUGACAUUCAGACUAAAGAAAGUUGUAUUGUCUGCUCUGAGAAGAACAAGACCAAGGCUAUGCAAGGAACAUCACAUCAUUCAGGCAAGUGAAAAACAAUUGUUAAAUUCUUCGAUGUUAUAUUGCACGCCCAUUGCAUAUAAUGAUCUGCAGGAUGAAUUAUUCUUAUGGUCGUGGCUAUUUUAAUGCUCCUGGAGAAGACCCUUGUGUUCUUUUGCGUGUUAAAGAAGAUUAUGAUGGUGUAGAGUUCUCUAAAAACUCGAUAGCAGCCAUGAACAUGAUCAGAUUGUCCAGUAUAUAUGAUGCUGGAAAAUUUGAUAGCUACAAAUGUAAUGCUGGACAUUUCUUGGUCAGUAGUAGCUUGGUUUCAUAUCAUAAGGUUGUAGGCAUGAUGAAGAAACUUCGAGGUUACAAGAUAGUGAAGGCCUAAUUAUAUUUUCCGCAGACGCAAGGUGAAAUUUUCCAUU